This is a messenger RNA of Anoplopoma fimbria (sablefish), 2823 nucleotides long. It is a transcript of the gene prrt4a, whose product is annotated as proline rich transmembrane protein 4a. The coding region runs from base 1 to 2823 and encodes 940 amino acids. The transcript has 2 exons. The record is from RefSeq and is a predicted model, not a curated record. NCBI's taxonomy places the organism in Eukaryota, Metazoa, Chordata, Actinopteri, Perciformes, Anoplopomatidae.
AUGCACUCUCUGUGGAAUCUUUAUCUUCUUCUCCCCCUCUCCUCACUUCAUCUCAUAGCUGGAGAAAAUGUCAAGGAUGCACAACAACCAGAUAUGGGGGCUGAGGAUGUUGACUUCCUGGGUCUGCCUGUGAGUUGGCCCCUAUCUUCAUCUGAGGAAUCCGAUAGACAAGGUGUGAUUGGUGAAUACAUUGAUUUACAGGAGAGCACAGAGACAUCUCUUUUGUAUUCUAAUGAGAAAGGACUUAUCAUAUCCAGACCUUCGGACACAGAAGAUGAGACCAAGGAGAGAAGACAACCAACAAGGUCAUCAGCAGGAGGAGCAUCACCUCGACCCACCCUGGAACAAACAUUUAAGUAUCAGCCAGCUGAGACAAAUACUCGAUCCAUAUUGCAUUCUACACAGACAGGAGAGAAUCAGCCAACUUUCCCAGCCUCUCAGAAUGAGACGACUGAUGGACAGUUACCUUUUCUUCUCUUUGGCUCAUUUCCAUCGGUACCGGACUCCGAUUCACCGCUAUCUGCUGGACCUGGACCCAGCCCUGAGCACCCCACUCCACCAGCAGCCAUUUGGGGACAAACCAAAGAUCCUCCUGUGUUAAUGGAGGAAGGGACAAAGGAGAGCACAGUCCAAAUGAAAGAGACAGGAGAAAGACUGAUUGAUAUUACGGGCGAUAUUUUACACGGAGGAGCUGGAAGCAUGGGGGCAGAUAAAGAUGACUCCAAGGAUGAUGACCCGCCUAUCCCAAAGAUCAGUGGCACACUCUUGCUUGAUGAUAACACAGACACAGCUGCCACACCCUGCAAAACAUCAAGCCAGUCCCUGACUCCCACCUACUCAGAUGACUUUAUCCCCGACGAGUCCCUGCGCCCCGAUCUGACUCUCAGCUCUGCCCUUUUCAUCCCUCUGUAUUCGGACUGGAACUCUGCCCUCGCCACAUGGGGAUUUGCGUGGGAAGCACACGUCUAUGGCCUGGGGUCUAUCUUUACUGUAUUUGGCCUAAUCUCUGUGGUCUGCCUGUUAGGCCUGCCCCUGCGGUGUCCCCCGGGAAGCCCCUACUUCACCCUGCUGCAUUUGUUCCUUCUAGCGUUUGCAGGGAUCCAAGCUUUCUGUUUGCUCUAUGAUGCUUACAAUCACCAAGAUCGUCUUCCCCCUCUGGGUUCUCUGCUGCUCUCUGAGCUGCCCUUUCCCUGCUUGAUUUCAGCCUUCUCUCUUGCCUUCAUCCUUCUUUCCUUACGCUCACGCAUGCAUCUUUCAUUCCCACUUGCUAAUUCCAGAUCGCUCUCAGCCUUGCCCAAACCUUGUCUGUUACUUUGUAUGUCCAUGCUGUAUUCUGGGGUCUCUCUAGGGUGUGUUGGCAUGCUCGAGCUCUUCCACAGCCUCCCCUCAGUGAUCCUGCUAUUUCCUCAGGGUGUGUUUGUAUGCCUCACCAUCUUCCUCUCAUGCUCCUACCUCACCUUCUACUGCUUGAUGCAGUUCGACACUAAACACAUCUACCGGCUGAAUGACAAUGGAGAAAGUGGAGGAUCUCCUGCCGUUAUGCCGCCUGCGCGUUGCCCCUUUGCCAAAGUGGAGGACUGGGGUAGGGCAGCAGGAGCCGGAGUAGGGGCUUCGUUGUGUUUGUUAGGGUGUGGAGGCCUCCAGUUUUAUGGGAUCCUGCAUGCCCUUGGUUUUGGUGGGGUUGAUGGCUAUGGGUUCCAACCCUGGCCCUGGUGGGGCUACCAGUUAGGCUGCAGGCUCUGUGAGAUUGGGGUGUGUCUAGGUUUGUCUCUCAUUGGUUCGCACCCUCUAUUCUGUCCAAACAACUCUUCUAUCAAGACCAUAACCAAUCCCCGGCCAGGAUCUUGGUCCCGCCUCUCCUGUAGCUCCCCUUCACGAGGGCUCACCCUGCCCUCUCAGGGAGCUGCAGAUUCUCCUGUCCUCUCCUCUCACGAAUCUUGGUCCCAUGGUAAGCAGGAAAAGGUGGUGGUCUGUGAUGUCAUAACGAAGGGACAGUCCGAGGCUCUUCCUCUUUUCUCAAUGGCGGAUCCUCCUGGGAAUGGGCUUGUCCCCAAAUCCAGCCAAACCCAAAACACUUUACUACCACUCCCUAGACCCCCAAGCCCACCGCACAGGCCUAAAAAUGCAGUUGAGUUUCAGCUAUCAUUAUUGGAUAGCCUAGGAAUGGAGACUGACUCAACUGUGGAUCUGCAGCCCCCAUCUCCCAUUGACCUGUCCCGCAGCAUUGACCAGGCUCUGUUCAAUGAAUCCUUAUUCUCUCACAGUAUCUUUGGUUUGCCAAGACUCGUCCAUGCUUCUUCCAGCCUCUCUUUGAGCUCUCCUAGCCAGGGGGCAUCACAGCAAGGGCCUAGCUCUAUGGAUAAUGCCCUAUACCGAACCUCUUCUUGUGGUGACGUGGAGCAAGACACAGCCCUGUCCAAUUUAAGACCUUCCCAGCCGCAUAGUUCUUUGACAUCUCACAGCAAGCCAGCAAUGUCACAAGACCAAUGGGAUUGGAAAGAGAGCGUCUCUGGUUCAACACUGGGCCUGUGCAGCAAUCCCAAAGAGACAGAAAAGCUGCGCUCACAUUCCUGGGCCAACAGAGGUCAAAACUUUGCUCAGAGUAGCCUCCCCCGAGCAAUACCUCACCUAUCAUACCACCGGCGUUAUCGAACCCUGAGCUUGGCCUCCCAGGACAGUCGUGGAUCUGGCCGGCUGGCAGGGACUAAACACCUGAGUGAGAGCAAACAGCUGGAAUGGGAUCUGGCUGUACAGGCGGAGUUUGUCAACGUGUGCAGACAAAUUGACACCCUGAGUGUUUGCAGUGACACCAUUGACUUGUAG